UGAGGCGGGUGGUCAGUGGUGAACAACCGAGUCCUCAAAAAACGGAUCCGAAGAAGAAGAAGACUGCAAGUGCGUAAUGCGCAUUGCCGUACGAACGUUGGUGAGUCAAUGUAAUAAGUGCUACUAAAUAUCAAGAUGUCUGCCUUCCAUAAGUCUGCUCCAAACUGUGAAUUACUCGAAAUAGAAAUCGAUACGAAGCUCAGGAAUCCUGACUGUCCUCUUGACCGUGUGCGCCUGUGUCUCGACAACUGCCGGAUUAUGCAGAGUAAACAGGUGGUUCUGGAUUUUGAUGAUAUUGACAAGUUUAUAGUGGAACAAAAACCGUUGUUGCGACGUCUUGUACACACCCAAGGUGAUGAUUUUGAAUCAGACGCGACUUGUGGAAUAAUUGAAGGUGGUGAACGCAUCCUCGACAAGGUGCGUAGGUAUUUGCAGAAGCACAGAGACGACUGUAGCAACAUAGAUUUCGAAGCUCUUGAUAAAAUGAUUAUCGAGCAAAAGUACGCGCUGAUGCUUCUAAAUGGCGACCCUAUCGCUCGAAUGGUUAUUAAAUCGAAAUCUGUCGACGAUGAAAUUGGAGGAACGGCUUACCAAGGCACGAAGACGUCUGAAUGCGAUGUGCAUUGGAGCUCUCGAUAUGGUGGAACCCCUACACAUAAUGAGACUGCCGCGCUUGCACACCAUCCAGAAAGAGCCCUCUUAAAAUCAGAAAACCGCCCCAGAGGAACUAACAUUUCACCAUCAGCUAUGGAAAAGGAUUCAAAUGAAGAAAAUGGCAGAGUUUCUGGAAACGUCGAACUUCAAAAUUUGACUAAACUUGAUCGUCAAGGCUCCGUGACAACGAAACGCCAGGGACCAGCAGGAGAGAGUCGCCCUGCUGCUGUUCGCCGCUGCAUCAGAGUCAGACCAUACGGUGGAGAUACAGGUUCCUACAGUCGCCACCUCUACCAUUACUGGGCUACAGAGGUGAUUUCGACGCUGGGGCUUGAUUUGCCAAGAUUUAUGUUGAACUUGUUGCUCUUGCCUAUGUGGGUAGUGCUGGUGUCAAUGGCAGAGGUAUACUGCGUGUGCUUGCGCAUCAUGGGUUACUUCUUGGUCGUCUUGACUAGAGACUUCUGCAACAUCGCGUCAGCACUGAUGCGCGUCGUUGAAUACGUGUUUGCGAAAAGCAACAUCGAGGAAACUACAUCUCGGAUAAAGGACACCAUUUAUGACACUUUUUGCGGGCAAUGUGGACGCGAGACGGUGAGAAACCUGAAACAACGUCAACGAGGCGAAGAAGGAAACUAUACAAAAUAGUCCAAGAACUUGCGACGAGGCCAUUAGUAUAUGUCAUGAGGUGCGAAAUGCAUUGAAUAUUUUAGAAGCUUUGAUACAUUGUUCUGUUUUCAAAUAAAUGCGUUCCUUACAAAACCUUGAGAGUAAAUACCUCUUAGUAAAAGUAACGAAAUUUUCGAGCGACUCUUUUGGAUUAAGGAUAAAUUAGGGAGAGGUAAUAUCGAAUGAUAAUGUGCGAUAAUGAGUAUUGACAGAUAAGAUGCGUAACGGCUAAUAUAAAAUCGUCACUGAAACUGUAAAAUUUGAGGUCUCGUAUUAUGAAUUGCAAGCGAUUUGAAGUGACAUGUUAUUGAUUUACAUGGAUGAAAUUGCCAGGUGAUUGUUGUCGAAAUCCCAUACCAACGUGAGGCAAUGGUAAUUGCGACGAAAAUCUCAGAUGAAUGUAAAAUCAAUUCAUGCACAAUUCAUAGCGUAAAAAUACGCAUUUCAUCAACUAGUAUCAUGAUUUACUUACACGACGACUUUGUUGUUGAGAUUGGCUAAAUUACAAGGGUUGUUUGUGAAUAUUCCACAUUUGGAACAUUUUCAUUAAGUGUAAUUCCGUCUGCACAUUUUCUGGGUUAUGAAGUCUUCGGUGUACAUUUUCUGGGUGAUGAAAAGUCUUCGGUUGCAGGCAUAGCGGGUCUUGGCCAAUCAGUUAUUGUGAGACUUCUUGCAACGAUGACUUGAACUGAUGAUAGCAAAGCGAUCGUUCAGAGCCGGCAGUGUAGGGCGCUCUAAAAUGCAUGCCGCUGCUCUGCCAGCGCUGAAAUUAGGCUUCAAAAAUACGAAAUUCGUCAUUCCCUCUCUUCUUAGACUUUCAGGCGGUGUUUACAUUCACAAGUAAUAUAAAUCCGUCUUCAUAUUGACACAUUUAGAGAAUUCAGGCAGAGUAUUAGGAAGAGGUUCUAACGAAUUGACCUCGUCACAAGAUAAGUUAAAAUCGCUUCUGAACAGAAACGAGCUUACUCGAAUAUCUCGGAUGAUUUAAUUUAAGGGAAUGCAGAAUACAUUAGGAUUCAUUCGUGUUGCAGAUCCUAUGUUUUCAAAUUAUCUAGUCAGGUUUAAAUGUUCAUUCCGCAUUUCCAUUAUGAUUUUAUGUAUUUGUCGAGUCGUUCUAACGCUACCAUGCAUGCCUGAGCUCCUUCCCUGUGAGGUGUACACUCACAUUUAAGGGUCUCAGGGAACGCAGAGAGCGCAUGUUUGAGCGCAGGAUGAAGUUAUUGCUGCCGACGAGCUGACGACUGACAAUAGCAGUAAUAGUAGCAUUGACAGUGAUAGUAGCAGUUCCGCCGUGGCUGUUGGGGUGACAGCUUAUCGCCGUGCAAACAUUUCUGGCAGGUGACAAUCGGGGUGCAUGUAGCUUCAGUUUACUUAGCGUUCAUAGUUGUUUGGUCACUUUGGUGAUACAACAGCAAAUUUCAGAGCACGUCGAGAAGUAC
Messenger RNA from Hyalella azteca, 2759 nucleotides. RefSeq lists its product as uncharacterized. The transcript is spliced from 5 exons. NCBI's taxonomy places the organism in Eukaryota, Metazoa, Arthropoda, Malacostraca, Amphipoda, Hyalellidae. Bases 136 to 1299 code for a protein of 387 amino acids. The record is from RefSeq and is a predicted model, not a curated record.